Vigna umbellata (rice bean) is the source of this 700-nucleotide messenger RNA. The record is from RefSeq and is a predicted model, not a curated record. Lineage: Eukaryota; Viridiplantae; Streptophyta; Magnoliopsida; Fabales; Fabaceae.
GCCAAUGGAUAUCUUGCAUCACUCUUUCAUUUCCUGCUUCUUUCUCUCACCUUUGUUAUCCUCGCCCAUGCCGCCACCGCUCCGCCCAAUCCACCGCCGCCGCCUCUCACAGCCGCGGCGAGUGAGUACUUGGAGGCGCACAACGAGGCUCGAGCCGUGGUGGGCGUGGAACCUCUGAGGUGGAGCGAGAAGCUGGGGAACGCCUCCAGUCUGAUGGUCCGGUACCAGCGGAACAAAAUGAAGUGCGAAUUCGCCAACCUGACCACCAGCAAGUACGGCGGAAACCAGCUGUGGGCGGGCGUGACGACGGUGGCGCCACGCGUGGCGGUGGAGGAGUGGGUGAAGGAGAAAGAACACGCAGGUGGUGUGGGGAAUUCGACGGAGGUUGGGUGCGCUGAAGCGUCGUGCGUGAAGGAGAAGUCAAGCUUGACCAUUUGUUUCUAUGACCCACCGGGUAACGUCAUUGGAGAGAGCCCAUACUAAUCCAUCCAUCAUCCAUUUCCAUUCCCAUUCCCAUUCCCAUUCCCAUUCCAUGCAUCAUAUCAAAUCAAUUAUGAAGUAAAGACAUUUUCUGUUUAUGACGUAGGUUUUCUCACUUUCUUUCUUCUUCAUGUGCUGUAGGUUUUCAAGUUUUUCUUGUUAUUUUUCUGCUACUGCUGAUUAUUUUAGUUAGAAACUCUUAGAUGAUGUUGGACCACCA